GAUUGCUUGUUAUCAUUGUAAGGAACAAUAAUGGCGUCAUGAGCUCAGUGAUGAGUGAUGGGCUUGAAGGCGUAGAAGAAGAUUUUUUCUUUACUACAAUAGAUAGAGAAACUGGUAUUUGUAUCACUUGGUUUUAUGAAGAAACCACAGGAAAAUUCUUUAGUUCUGAAACCGCAGAGUAUUUUCCUUGGGAUGCUCUCGACAGUUACAUAAGUGAUAUGUUAACAUUGAACUUCACUCGUCAAAGUUAAAAAUGGUCAGAAAUUAUGUUAAGAAGACAAGUCACGAACGACCAAAUGAAGAAAUCUUGAAGAAGGCAGUAGGAGAUGUGCUACGUGGUGUCAUGACAAUAAGGAAGGCUGCACAACAAUACGGGCUAACAAAAACAACAGUUGGCAGAUAUUCAAAGCUCCAUCAUGGAUGUGGGAUCCUUGCUCCACAAAGAGUUACAGCUCCUGCGAAAACAAUUUUGUCAGAAGAAAUGGAAAUUGAAUUAUGUUCCUAUCUUAAGAGAUGUGCAUUACUGAACCACGGCAUCACAACGAUCCAGACUCGCCAGCUUGCAUAUAUAUUUGCCUUAGCAAAUGAAGUUUCAAUUCCAUCUAAUUGGAAAAAAAAUGAAAAAGCUUCACAUGAUUGGUUGUACGCCUUUAUGAAGAGAAACUCUACACUUUCCAUUAGGAAACCAGAGCCAACAAGUCAGGCACGAGCAGCAGCAUUCAACAAGCCAGUGGUGAUGUCAUUUUAUGACAAACUUCUUAGAGUUAAGGUGAAGUAUUCAUUCAAGCCUAAUCAAGUUUGGAACUUGGAUGAAACCUCCAACACAACAGUUGAGGCUCCACCAAACGUAAUUGCUGCUAAGGGAACAAAGCAGGUACAACAAACAGUCUCAGGAGAAAGGGGUAACAACGUGACGAUGUUGGCCUUCAUCUGUGCUGAUGGGUCUUCAAUCCCCCCAACAUUUAUUUUCCCUCGUAAGAAGAUGUACCCUGAAUUGUACAACAAGGGACCAAGUGGUUGCGUAGGGUUUCCGAGCGAAACAGGCUGGAUGACCGGCGAGAAUUUUUUGAAAUCUCUGAAACACUUUCAUGGAUUUGUAAAAUCAACAAUCACUAACCCAAUUCUCUUAACUAUGGAUAACCAUGUGUCUCAUCUUCAUUAUGAGGCAGUAAAGUUUGCGAAGGAAAAUGGCAUCAUUUUACUUACAUUUCCGCCACACUGUUCCCACGCGUUGCAACCACUAGACGUAUGCGUCUAUUCACCUUUUAAGAGAGCUUUAGGUGUCAGCCAUAAUGAUUGGCUGCAAUUGAAUCCAGGAAAACGAAUAACAGUGAAGGAAAUAGCAGAAUUAACAAAACCAGCUUAUGUUGCAGCUUUCACACCAGCAAACAUCAUAUCGGCGUUUCGGACCACAGGGAUCGAACCCUUUAAUAGAUUUGCUAUACCAGAAGAGAGAUAUGCACCAUCUUUGGUAACCGAUCGUGAUUGUCCAAUUGAUAAUGUGGUCGAGAAACUUGUUCCUCCGCCUGUUUCUGAUCUCUCGAAUGAUUACAUUGAAGUUAUUCAUCCGCCUGUUCCUGAUCUAUCGAGUGAUUACAUUGAGCUUAUUCCUCCGCCUGUUCCUGAUCCAUCAAGUGAUUCCAUUGAGCUUAUUCCUCCACCUGUUUGUGAUCUAUCAAAUGAUUCCAUUGAACUUAUUCCUUCGCCGAAGCCUUAUGUACAAAUCAUCCAGGUCAGACCUUAUCCAAAGGCAAUUCAGUCAGCAAAAGUUCGUGUAACGAAAUCUCGUGUGGGGAAAUCUAGAGUUCUCACAGAUACGCCAGAGAAAGACGAAAUUGAACAAGAUUAUGUUCGGCAACAAGAAAAGCUAAUGAAGUCUACAAAAGCAAAACGGGCUCUCCUACCGCAACAGAAGGAAAAAUGCAAGUCACGGAAUAAUCAAGUUCAGAGUGAAAGUUUAACUAAGAAGAAUGAAACACCUAUCGUUUGUAUAGAAAAAAAGAAGAGCAGAAAGUCCAAAGUAAAAGAUAACAUUUCAAAUAAGGAGAAUGAAACACCUGUAGCUCAUGUGGAGAAAAAGAAGAGUCGGAAGUUCCAAGUUCAAGAAAAGACUUCAAAUAAGGAGAAUCUAACAUCUCUCGCUAAUUCAGUCAUUUGUAAUGAAAGUGUUGGUGUUUGUUCAACUGAUAAAGUUCAGCGCACAAGAUCUGGUAGAGUUAUUCACCAGAAAGUUUUAGUCAAUUACGAGUAUGAUUAGUGCCUCAUGUGCCUAAUGAUCAAUGCCAAUAACUAACGUCCAAAUUGUGCUAAUAAUUUGUUUCAAACAUAUCAUGUAUUAUCUUUAAAGGAAGUGUGAAACUCAGAAGAUUUUUUCUUUCGUUAUGUAGCCAUGUAGGUCGUUACAUCGUUCUACCAGUUGCUAUUAUAUAGUGAAUGCCCAAUAAUCAGAUAAAGGAAAGUGUGAUAAUUAAAACCGUCUUACAAGGAAUAUCAAUAAACAUUAAU
Molecule: messenger RNA, 2505 nt
Organism: Daphnia magna
Lineage: Eukaryota; Metazoa; Arthropoda; Branchiopoda; Diplostraca; Daphniidae
Exons: 6
Coding region: 254-2257 (667 amino acids)
Cellular component (GO): nucleus
Molecular function (GO): DNA binding
Source: RefSeq, a predicted model, not a curated record